CUCAGCGGCUGCGCAGACUGGCGCGCGCGGGUGGUCAUGGGACUUCAGCAUGGCGGUGUUUGCAGACUUGGACGUGCGAGCGGGUUCUGACCUGAAGGCUCUGCGCGGACUUGUGGAGACAGCGGCUCACCUUGGCUAUUCAGUUGUUGCUAUCAAUCAUAUCGUUGACUUUAAGGAAAAGAAACAGGAAAUUGAAAAACCAAUAGCUGUUUCUGAACUCUUCACAACUUUACCGAUUGUACAGGGAAAAUCAAGACCAAUUAAAAUUUUAACUAGAUUGACAAUUAUUGUCUCGGAUCCAUCUCACUGCAAUGUUUUGAGAGCAACUUCUUCAAGGGCCCGGCUCUAUGAUGUUGUUGCAGUUUUUCCAAAGACAGAAAAGCUUUUUCAUAUUGCUUGUACACAUUUAGAUGUGGAUUUAGUCUGCAUAACUGUAACAGAGAAACUACCAUUUUACUUCAAAAGACCUCCUAUUAAUGUGGCAAUUGACCGAGGCCUGGCUUUUGAACUUGUCUAUAGCCCUGCUAUCAAAGACUCCACAAUGAGAAGGUAUACAAUUUCCAAUGCUCUCAAUUUGAUGCAAAUCUGCAAAGGAAAGAAUGUAAUUAUAUCUAGUGCUGCAGAAAGGCCUUUAGAAAUAAGAGGGCCAUAUGACGUGGCAAACCUAGGCUUGCUGUUUGGGCUCUCUGAAAGUGAUGCCAAGGCUGCGGUAUCCACCAACUGCCGAGCAGCACUUCUCCACGGAGAAACUAGAAAGACUGCUUUUGGAAUUAUUUCUACAGUGAAGAAACCUCGCCCAUCAGAAGGGGAUGAAGAUUGUCUUCCAGCUUCUAAGAAAGCCAAGUGUGAGAGCUGAAAAGAAUGCCCCAGUCUCUGUCAGCACUCCCUCUUCCCUUUUAUAGUUCAUCAGCCACAACAGAAAUAAAACCUUUGUGUGAUUUACUGUUUUCAUUUGGAGCUAGAAAUCAAUAGCCUAUAAAAACAGUUUUACUUCCAAUCCAUUAAAACAACAAA
Macaca mulatta (Rhesus monkey) is the source of this 1014-nucleotide messenger RNA. It is a transcript of the gene RPP30, whose product is annotated as ribonuclease P/MRP subunit p30. Gene Ontology annotation, cellular component: nucleolar ribonuclease P complex. Gene Ontology annotation, biological process: tRNA processing. The record is from RefSeq and is a predicted model, not a curated record. Lineage: Eukaryota; Metazoa; Chordata; Mammalia; Primates; Cercopithecidae. Gene Ontology annotation, molecular function: RNA binding.